Dendronephthya gigantea is the source of this 967-nucleotide messenger RNA. Its product is annotated as calcium homeostasis modulator protein 6-like. Gene Ontology annotation, molecular function: monoatomic cation channel activity. The coding region runs from base 166 to 966 and encodes 266 amino acids. The record is from RefSeq and is a predicted model, not a curated record. NCBI's taxonomy places the organism in Eukaryota, Metazoa, Cnidaria, Anthozoa, Malacalcyonacea, Nephtheidae. The transcript is spliced from 4 exons.
AUCGCAAACGUCCCAUCCUCCUAACGCAAUACAUGGUCGUUGAUGGUCUUUCAUUUAGACAUUUCAACCAUAGUCAUAGUCAAUGGUUUGUUGACAAAGAAACUACAUUUUUCAGUCAAGAAUACUGCGACUACUGCGACUAGUUGUGGACACAGGAAGUAAACAAUGACGUCUGAUUUUACAAACAUUGUACAAAGAGAAACAUUUAAAAAUAUCGCGUUAAUGUUGGCUGUCUAUGGAAUUCAAGUUGUCAUAUUUAAAGACAUUUUCAGAUGUCCUUGCAGAAAUCACGAUUCGUAUGGCAUGACCUUCCUGUUCAUCCCAGCGAUUUGCGUCUUUGCGUUAAGUUUAAUCGUUUGCCGUCGUUCAUGGACUGUUCUAGUUACGCUCUUCAAAUAUGGUAAUUACGAGACAAGAUGUAACUACUUUCUCUCGUCAUUAGUCGAGUGCUUUCGGCCAUUUCUCGCUCCGUGUUCGUGGAUUGUCCUCGCUUUACUUCGUGGCGAGUGCUACGUGUGCAUUCGUGUGGGGCCUGGGCGACAGUGUAAUUUGGAGCAACAAGACAUAAAUACGUUUGACUUUGAACACUACUAUAUUCAAUCUUUUAUUUUGGGCUUGGCCUGUUUUGUUGCCAUGGUGAUAUUCGCCACUGGUAUAGUGUGCAUUCAGCGCUGUUGUACGAAUACAGACGAUAAUCUUCCGACGUACGACAGCUUAAUCCUGGCUAAGAAAAAUGCAGUCGUAGAAGCAUUUAACAAUAAAACGAAAGAAAUGGUAAACAAAUAUGCAGAAAAGCUUGUCGACAGCACAUUUUGUGAUCAUCAGGAUUCGAAAAUCGACGUAGACGAACAAUUUAUUCAAGCACGUGAAAAGGUGCAAGCGAUUUGUGGACGGAAACUUGCUAGCAGUCAUAUCGUUGAUAUGCCCUUCUCGUCGAUGGAAAUUACGUCGAGUUCUAACAUGUGAU